Messenger RNA from Vicugna pacos (alpaca), 2513 nucleotides. The record is from RefSeq and is a predicted model, not a curated record. Lineage: Eukaryota; Metazoa; Chordata; Mammalia; Artiodactyla; Camelidae.
AAAGGGGCAUGGAGCAGGGCUGUGAUGCCACCAGGCUGUAGGGGGACCUGCCAUCCCUCUGUCAGAGUGAAUCCACCCUGAGGAGUUGGGGAGAGAGAGAGAGAGAGGGCUCCGACACACACAUGCACAUGUGCACAUGCACACGCAUGCACACCCACUUAAGAGGCCCAUUUCAAGUCGAUGCCCUCGAUGGCCAUAAAGCACCACACAAAUGCUAGCUCUCCUGAUAAUUAUUAUUACCACCCACUCACCAGGCACAGAAAACAGACUGGCCCGUAAAUGCACCUUGCAAAGUCUUGCUUCCUACCCAGUCCUGCCAGAUGCUCCCUGGUCAAAGACAUUUGCAGCUGAGGCUGCAGAGAGAGGCUGCACCAGACUGUAAAGUGUGUUAAAUGUCUUGCCUUUGAGGGGUGGACUUUCAGCCUAGAGGCUAGUGUUUCCCAGACAGGGUUCCAUGGAACUCGUUGGACCCAGGUUAGGCACUACCUCACCCCCUGCAGACUGUUGGGGUGCACAGGCCAGGUAGAAGCACUGAGAAGUCCUCCAGCGAGGAACUCUGUUAAGCAUUUUCAAAUUCAGCAGUUCCCAGACUCAUUUGACCACAGACCUCUCUUUUUUACAUUUCCUGAGAUAACAUCAUGCUGAAUGUAUUUGAGGAUUAAUGUGGCAGGAGGGUCCCAUGAAGCCACGGUGCAAAGUGAAGGGGCCACAGGGGCCCUGAUGGGCCCUGAGCCAGGACCUGGAACCCUGUGAUGGCAGCCUAGCUCCCAGCUCUAGCGAGACUGCACCUGCUGUGCGAGCCCACUUCUGUAACAUAGCCCAAUGUGAGACUCAGCGGUUCCGGCUCGCGGUGCCAGGGCCAGCUGGAGGUCAACACCAAGGGCACGUGGUACAUGGUGCACAGCCAGAGCUGGGGCCUGAGCCCGUCCCGCCAGGACUCCGCCGGGGCCUCAAAGCUCUGCCGGCAGCUGCAAUGCGGGGAGCCCUUGUUCCUCGCCCACUCCCGUCACCUCACAAGGAAGACAUUCCUGGGUCAGAUCACUUGCCAUGGACAAGUGGGGUCCUUCUCCAACUGCAGCUUGAGCUCCAGGACAAACUGGCCAGAACCUCUGGCCCUGAUCUGCUUAGAGCCACAGAAGACGACGCCUCCUCCCACGAGCCCCCCGCCCACAACCACGCCGGAGCCGACAGCUCCUCCCAGGCUGCAGCUGGUGGCAGGUCCCGGGGGCCUGCGCUGUGCCGGCGUGGUGGAGUUCUACAGAGGCAGCCUGGGUGGCACCAUCAGCAUCGAGUCCCAGGAUGGGACCCAGGACCUGGGGAACCGCAUCUGUGCAGCCCUCCAGUGUGGCUCUUUCCUGAAGCAUCUGCCGGAGACCGAGGCCACCAGGGCACUAGAGGCUGGAGAGAGCGGGCCCUUGCCAAUCCGAUGGAAAAUCCAGAACACACGCUGUGCCUCCCUAGAACAGUGCUUCCGAAAAAUCCAGCCCCAGGCAGGCGGCCAAGCUCUUGGCCUCAUCUGUACUGAUUUCCAGCCCAAGGUGCAGAGUCGCCUGGUUGGGGGCAGCAGCUCGUGUGAAGGCGCCGUGGAGGUGCGCCACGGCAAGCAGUGGGAUCCCCUGUGCGACAGCUCCUCGGCCAAGGGCGCGGCAGCACGGUGGGAGGAGGUGUGCCAGGAGCAGCAGUGCGGCAACGUCAGCUCCUACCAGGUGCUGGAUGCCACCGAGAAGACCUCCCAGGGGCUCUUCUGUCCCUCAGGGAAGCUGUCCCAGUGCCACCAGCUUCUAGAGAGAAAAUCCCACUGCAAGAGGGUGUUUGUCACAUGCCAGAGCUCGAGCCCGGCAGGCCUGGGCGCCGGCACCGUGAUGAGCAUCAUCCUGGCCCUCGUGCUGCUGGCAGUGCUGCUGGUUGUGUGCGGCCCUCUCGCCUACAAGAAGCUGGUGAAGAAAUUCCGCCAGAAGAAGCAGCGUCAGUGGAUUGGCCCAACGGGAAUGAAUCAGAACAUGUCUUUCCAUCGCAACCACACGGUGACCGUCCGGACCCAGGUGGAGAACCCCACGGCCUCCCACGUGGAGAAUGAAUAUAGUCAGCCUCCGAGGAACUCCCAAAUCUCAGCCUAUCCAGCUCUGGAAGGGGCCCUGCAUCGGGUCUCCACCCAGCCUGAUAACUCCUCCGACAGUGACUAUGAUCUGCAUGGGGCUCAGAGGCUGUAAAAGAACCAGGAAUCUGGAACAAACGUCAAGAGCCAGAACUUUUGUCCUGAGAACUCUCUGCAGUCACUGCUUGGAAACGAUGUCCCGGUUCCUGCUCGGUUCCUGCCUGGUUCCUGCCCAGCAGGGACAUGGACAUGACUCUCCAACACGUCCUACUGCCCUGCAGAGGCAGGCCAGCUCUGACAUCUCCCCACUGAGCCCCGCCCAGGUGAAGACCCCCAACACAGCUCAGCUGGCCCCUCCAAGUGUGGAAGCUGUGAAAGGGUGGAGCCCUGAAACAAGCAGCCCUCCCCAGCAGAGACA